CGCAGGUGAGCCGGGAUCGCCCCUCGCUUCCCGCUUCCGCCCAGGUGAGCGCCGCCGGCCAUCCCGCCGCUCCCGCAUCCCGCCGCUCCCGCAUCCCCGCAUCCCGCCCCCGGCACCGCCGCCGCCGCCUCCCGCCCGCAGUGCCUGGAGCAGUCGGUGUGUGCUCGACAGCAUUUUUGUAAAUCCUGCAGCAUUGCACAGAGCAGAGGUGGUUUCAGAGGAAAGCCUCAGCUAGGUUAUUCUGAGCAAUUCCAAAAACACCCCUCAACAUGCCCGAAAAUCCAGCAGCAGAUAAGCAGCAGGUGCUGCAGAUCCUGGAUCGCCUGCAGGCAAAGCUGCAGGAGAGAAGGGAUUCCCAGCACCAGGAGAACCUGGCUGUGCUACGGAACACCCUCAGGAGCCCCCUGUUCAACCAGAUCCUGACUCUCCAGCAAUCCAUCAAGCAGCUGAAGGAGCAACUCAAUUACAUUCCUCCCAACCGCUCAGUGGAUUUUGAUUUUACCAAGAGGGGGCUGUUGGUGUUUGCUGACAAAUCAGUCACUGCUGGGACACCUUGCACUUCACCUGGACCUAAAGCAUCAGCCUUCACUCCAAACCUGGGAGUUAAUGAAUUUAACAUGAUCAUCCAGCAAAUGGCAAGGGGAAGACAAAUAGAAUCAAUAACAAUUGAUAAACCUUCUGUUGGUGGUCUCGGGUUUAGUGUGGUUGCCCUGAAAAAUCCCAGCCUGGGAGAAGUUGGUAUCUUUGUCAAGGAAGUCCAGCCAGGAAGCAUAGCUGACAGGGAUCAAAGGCUGAGGGAAAAUGACCACAUACUGGCCAUUAAUUGCACGCCAUUGGAUCAGAACAUUUCCCAUCAGCACGCCAUUGCCCUCCUCCAGCAAUCCACGGGAUCCCUGCAUCUGGUGGUGGCUCGGGAGCCACUUCAAGGGAACAGCAGAACUGCCUUAAGUGAUGUAAAUCCACCUGAGACUAUUCACUGGGGCCACAUCGAAGACGUUGAGCUGAUUAACGAUGGCUCAGGAUUAGGCUUUGGAAUUGUAGGAGGAAAGUCGAGCGGAGUAGUUGUAAGAACAAUUGUUCCUGGGGGAUUAGCAGAUCGGGACGGCAGGCUGCAGACAGGAGAUCACAUCUUGCAGAUUGGAGGGACCAACGUGCAGGGAAUGACCAGUGAGCAAGUGGCCCAAGUGCUGAGGAACUGCGGGAAUUCUGUGUGGAUGAUCGUGGCCAGGGACCCCAGGAGUGAAGCCCAGGAGGCUCCACCAGCCCCCCUGAGCUGGCCAGUCAGCACCUUACCUUCCCUUCAGGAUGGAAAUGAUAAUGACAACUUUUUUGACACCUAUGACGUUGAACUUAUAAAAAAGAAUGGGCAAAGCCUGGGAAUAACAAUUGUUGGAUAUGCUGGCACAUGUGAUAUAGAACCUUCAGGGAUUUUUGUGAAAAAUAUAAUUCCUGGUAGUGCUGCCGACCACAAUGGCCAAAUUCAUGUUCAUGACAAAAUUGUUGCUGUCGAUGGAGUCAACAUACAGGAUUUUACCAACCAAGAAGUGGUAGAGGCACUGCGAAACACGGGACAGACCGUUCGUCUCACCUUGCUCAGAAGGAAACCUUCCUUUACUGUUUCUUCAGGAACUCCUUCAGGUAGAGGAAGAGUCCCACUCCCUCCAGCACAUGAGCUGAAAUCCAAAUGGGAAAACCUGCUGGGACCAGAAUAUGAAGUUAUGGUUGUGAAUGUGGAUAUGCCCUUUAGAGACGACUCAGAGCUCCAGAAGUACUCUAAGCUGUUGCCCAUCCACACUCUAAGAUUAGGAGUUGAGCUGGACACUUUUGAUGGACACCAUUAUAUAUCAUCCAUUGCUUCAGAUGGCCCAGCUGCAGCCCUUGGUCUUCUGCAACUGGAGGAUGAACUUCUGGAGGUGAAUGGGGUGCAGCUGUGUGGGAAGUCCCGGCGUGAGGCUGUCACCUUCCUCAAGGAGGUGCCACCCCCCUUCACCCUGGUGUGCUGCCGGCGCCUCUUCGGUGACGGCACCGAGUCUUUGGUGGACGAGCCCCCCGUGGCAGUCUGCCCUCCAGAGCAGAAGGUGAAACCUGAGGAAGACUUUAAUCUUGAGGAGGAAGAAGGGGAAUUGGCAUUAUGGUCUCCUGAUGUGAAGGUUAUUGAGCUGGAGAAAGACAAAAAUGGUUUAGGAUUCAGCAUUUUAGACUAUCAGGAUCCCUUGGAUCCAGCAGGAACAGCCAUUGUGAUCAGCUCCCUGGUGGCAGGAGGGGUGGCCGAGCGCGGGGGGCAGAUCCUGCCCGGCGACCGCUUGGUGUUCGUCAAUGAGAGGCACCUGCACGGUGCCACCCUGGCAGAGGCAGUGGAAGUGCUCAAAUCUGUGCCCCCAGGCACGGUUUCCCUUGGAAUCUGCAAGCCUUUAGUGGGAGAAAGCAGAGAGGAGGAGAACAUGCACGGUGUGGAUACCAGCAGCACCAAAAGCAGACCUGGGUCUCCAGAACCAACAGAUAACACAAAUUUCUCAGUAAUACUUGAAGCACCACAGGGUUUCAGAGAUGAGGUGCCUUUUAAAGAAGAACUCGUUGAUGAGCCCCAUUUGGACUUGGGGAGGUCGUUUCAGCUUCCUCAGCGGGAUGAUGAGGAUGGGAAGGAGUCCUGGGAGAUGUGUGAAUUCCUGAAAGCCCCAGCAGAGCACGUGCAGGAGGAACGGGAGAUGUUGGUGGACGAGGAGUAUGAGGAGGACUCGGAAUUCCUGAAGGGUGAUGAUGCAUCAGGUGCAGAGAAGGCAGCUCCAGGCAGGAGCCUGGAGACAGAACGAUGGGCAAAGCAACUGGAGACUGCUGAAAUACAGGAUUUAAGAUCCCUGAGUCCCAAAGAGCCCCUGGAAUAUCCAUUCAGUAAAGAUCAGAUGUGUGAAGAGAAUGCUGCUAUAAGGUCACACUUUUCUGGAACCACAGCACACAGCAGCUACCAAAAAGACAUAUUUGAUACUGAAACUGCCCAGUCAGAAGUGAAAGCUGAGAUGGAUUUAGGGACAAAGCGUCAGAGUGACUCCAAAGGACCUGAGCUCGCUGCUGAUUCAGGAGCAAUUGGAAAGGAAGCUCUAAAAGAGGAGAAUUGUGUUUUUCCCAAGAACCAGGAGUCUGGGAGAGUAACCACCUCAGCUCAGCCUAGAACAGCAUCAGGCAGUGAAUUACCCGAGAGAGAAGAAGGAGAAGGAGAAGAAACUCCAAACUUCAGCCACUGGGGACCACCACGGAUUGUUGAGAUCUUCAGAGACCCUCACGUGUCUCUUGGAAUCAGCAUUGUUGGUGGACAAACUGUCAUAAAGCGCCUGAAGAAUGGAGAAGAACUUAAAGGGAUCUUUAUCAAACAAGUUUUGGAAGACAGCCCAGCAGGAAGAACGAGAGCUUUAAAAACUGGAGAUAAAAUACUUGAGGUUUCUGGGGUAGACCUGCAGAAUGCCACCCACGAGGAAGCAGUAGAAGCCAUCAAGAAUGCAGGAAAUCCUGUGGUGUUUGUAGUCCAGGGCUUGGCCAAUGUACCAAAAGUGGUUUCUCCUGCCCAGCCUAAGGGAAUCAAAGUCAGCAAAGAUCAGGAUGCAGACAAAGAAAAGAAGAGUGAUAAGAGGAAAUAUGGGGCUCCACCUCCCAUGAAGCUGCCACCUCCUUACCGAGCACUCGACAGGCAGCACGCAGGGGAGGCUGCUCGGGAUGAGGAGGAGGAUGAGGGUGCUUGUGCAGAGGAGAAAAUCAGGCAGAGAUAUGCAGAUCUCCCAGGGGAAUUGCACAUCAUCGAGCUCGAGAAGGACAAGAAUGGGCUGGGGCUCAGCCUGGCUGGCAACAAGGACCGCUCCAGGAUGAGCAUCUUCGUGGUUGGGAUCAAUCCCGACGGCCCCGCGGGGCGGGACGGGCGGAUGCACAUCGGGGAUGAGCUCCUGGAGAUAAACAAUCAGAUCCUGUAUGGAAGGAGCCACCAGAAUGCUUCUGCAAUCAUUAAAACUGCCCCCUCAAAGGUCAAGCUGGUUUUCAUACGAAGUGAAGAUGCAGUCAACCAGAUGGCUGUCACUCCCUUCCCUCUGCCUUCAGGCUCCCACUCUGCCAUUGAGGACCACGGUGGCACCGACCCUGCCGGCGGCGAGGGAGGCCCGAGUUUGGAAGUUGUCAUGAAAAGUUUGAGUGAUGAGGAGCCCAACCAAGCUGACGUGAAAUCUAAAGCUGACACACCAAUGGUGGCAGAUCAGCAGGAGACAGAGGAGCAGCUCCCAGAAAAUGUCCUCAACCAGCUCAAACAGCCCAAAUCCUCCACCAAAGCCCCAGCGAGCUCCCAGGAGACACCCCUGGAGCCAGCCCCUCCUCACCUUCCUCCAGAAGCAGAAGUCACCAGCCGUGGUGUCUUCCCACCUCCCCUGCCUGUGGAUCCAGCAACUUGUGCCAUAGUUCCAGGGCAGGAGAUGACCAUAGAGAUCUCCAAGGGCCGCUCAGGCCUGGGGCUCAGCAUCGUCGGGGGCAAAGACACUCCACUGGACGCCAUCGUGAUCCAUGAAGUUUAUGAAGAAGGGGCAGCAGCCCGAGAUGGCAGACUGUGGGCUGGUGAUCAGAUUCUGGAGGUGAACGGGAUCGACCUGCGCAGCGCCAGCCACGAGGAGGCCAUCACGGCGCUGAGGCAGACGCCCCACAAGGUGCAGCUGGUGGUGUACAGGAACGAGGCACACUACAAGGACGAGGAGAACUUGGAGGUUUUCUCUGUGGAUAUCCAGAAGAAAGCGGGCCGAGGGCUGGGGCUCAGCAUAGCUGGGAAAAGAAAUGGAAGUGGAGUGUUUAUCUCUGACAUUGUUAAAGGAGGAGCUGCAGACCUAGAUGGAAGAUUAAUUCAAGGAGAUCAGAUUUUGUCUGUAAAUGGGGAGGAUAUGAGAAAUGCCUCACAAGAGACUGUUGCCACUAUACUUAAGUGUGCUCAAGGCCUGGUGCAUCUCGAGCUGGGGAGAUUGCGAGCUGGGUCAUGGCUGUCAUCACGGAAAACAUCCCAAAACAGUCAGGCAAGCCAGCAGAGCGUCCACAGCCACUUCCACCCCGCGCUCGCUCCCGUCCUCUCCACCUUGCAGAGCUUUGUCAGCACAAAAAGAUCCUCAGCAGACACGUCCCAGAGAAGCUCAGUAGGAGCCGAUAUGGGCCCAAGGACUGUGGAGAUAACGAGGGGCCCAAAUGAUGCCCUGGGUGUCAGCAUAGCAGGAGGGAAGGGCAGUCCCCUGGGGGACAUCCCCAUCUUCAUCGCCAUGAUCCAGGCCAGCGGCGUGGCCGCGCGGACACAGAGGCUCAGAGUUGGAGAUCGGAUUGUCAGCAUUAAUGGGCAACCUUUGGAUGGGCUGUCUCAUGCAGAUGCAGUUAAUCUACUAAAGAAUGCUUAUGGGAGCAUUAUCCUGCAGGUGGUGGCUGACACCAACAUCAGUGCCAUUGCCAGCCAGCUGGAGAGCAUGUCCACGGCCAGCCCCAGCCCGCCCGAGCACCCCGCCGAGGAUCCUGAAGCACCUCAACCUAAGAUUAUUACUUUGGAGAAAGGCUCUGAUGGACUGGGAUUUAGUAUUGUAGGGGGGUAUGGAAGUCCCCAUGGAGACCUGCCCAUUUAUGUCAAGACUAUAUUUGCCAAGGGCGCGGCGGCCGAUGACGGACGGCUGAAGCGCGGGGAUCAGAUCGUGGCCGUCAACGGCGAGGCCCUGGAAGGCGUCACCCACGAGCAGGCUGUGGCCAUCCUGAAGCGCCAGAGGGGCACGGUGACACUGACGGUGCUGUCCUGAGACACAGGGUCCCUUCAGGCCAUCCCCAGCCCCCGGCAGAGCCUGGCAGACGUGGAGCAGCAUUCCCGCAUCUCCAGCUUCAUUCGGCCUCCGCGGUUUCUUUUUUUUCCCAGCCUUUCUCCCCGCCCUCCACGACUUCUGGUGGCUUCGCAGGUUUCUCUGGAUGAUUUAAUUAAAGGAACUUAAAAGGACAAGACUGGUUCUGGUUUAUUUAAGGCGUGGCUGAACCCCAGUUGCGACUGCCGGACCUGGAAUGGACUCGCACACAAAAAAGAAUUCAGAUUAUCACCUGAUCCCAUCUGAGGAGCAGGAAUGAACGCCAAGCGACUUGUCAUCUCACUCAUGAUUUACUUAUGCUAAUUGUUCUUUCAAGUAUGCCAGAAAACAUUAGCAAUGUAAUUAAAUUACCGCUGUUCCAAAUGAUGAAAUAUCAAAUUCUCCUCUGGGAAAUUAUUUGUGCUCGGCACAGUAAGUCUGAUAGUCAAAUGUGAACUUCUCAUGUUUAUCUCUUUGGGUAGGUCUAUGGAAGUUAGUCAGAGGUAAUUACUGUGAUGUGUCAAUUUGCAGCCUUUAGCAUGAAAAACAAACGAGGGGAGAGGGAAAUUUAUUUUUUUAGGCUUUUAAAAUGUUUGAGCCUUUUCAGAUAUUUAGGCAGCAUGAACAACAACAGCGUAGCUCAUUCUAUUCUAAUUAUAUUUUUUAAGAAGAAAUGUGCUGAUACACGCUAGGCAUGUCGCAUACAAAGGCAGUUGUUGUCAUGCCAAGCUGCAGCAUAAUUGUUCAUCCUGAAACUUUAAUGAAGACAAAAAGUUUGCUUUGGGAAUGUGAUCCUGUAAUUCUAGGAGUGACAGUGAGCAGUCCCUGCGGCUCGAUGGAGUUCAUCCUCGCCAACAAACUGAUGAACAUUCCCAAUUCUCCCCAGGAUCAGGCAGUGCAAGGAAGAGGCUUGCAUGGAUCGUGGAGGAUGCUCCAGAGUCAGUUUUGGGUAACACUGGGCACAGCAGGCAGUGCUGGGAUGAUCUCCCACAGCCACGUGCAGCACUUUGGGAUGAGUUCCUCAACCCCCUCCAGCUCCCUUCAAUCCCCCAGCCAAUUUUUGGGGGGUCUGAAGCCCACAAGGAGCCUUCCCAAGGCUGGACCCCUCUGGGCCAGUCCUACUGUGGAGGAGGGUGCAGGAAUGUUCAGGCAGAAGUUCCCAGCUUCAUUCAGUCCCAGCCAUCCCAAGCAGUGAUUGCAUGAGUGUGGCCUUGGUGAUUUAGCAGAUGAAUUUGGGAAGCAGAUUCCUGCCUGUGCAAGGCCUGGUGGGUUAAUGUUCCUGUCCACAGGAGCAGGAGGGGUUUGGAGGAAGCAGCCCAGUCUGACUGGACUAUUUGGUGUAAUUUAUAAUGGUGGUCUAGCUGGGAGAAAUGAAAGAGGGACCGGGGUCAGAAUUGGCUGCUCAUGUUGUGUGAAAAAUUCCAGGAAUUAAAUGGAAAGAAUGUUGAAAAUCUGCAGUUCAAUAACUGAGCAGUGUAGGGGAUGUCAAAGGUGCAGUUGUGCUGUGUAAUUUAGUGGAAUUUUCCCCAUUUUUACAUACAGGAACCAGUCCUGAAGCGAGGUAAACUACAUUGAGACAGGAAUGCUGUGAUAAGUUCUCGUGGAAAAGGGUUUUCCUUAUUUUCUUGGAAAAUUUUCCGUAACUUUAGGCAAUCACAAAGUGCAUUUAGCCUGCUGGAACCAUUGGUGGGUAUUCCCUUAAUAGUGCCUGGAAGAGACUUCUCAUUUUCAGUGGAUUCCCUGUUUGAUUUGCCAAGGGAGGUGUGAGUGGAAUCUUGAUUGCAGACUCCAGACUGGAAUAUCUCCAGAUGCAGAAAACUGGAGAAUUCUUAACAAGCUGCUUUGGUUGCACAAGUAUCCGAGGCAUGCAGGGGUUCAAGGUGAGGUGUGAGGAGGCACCCUCAGCAGCAGUGUGUGGAAUUUAUCAUCCAAAGGGAAUGAUUCCUCUGUCCUGUGUUUUUAUGGCCGUUGCAUUCCGACCCCGAGGCGUUGCCACAUUUAAUCAAUGAAGUUGUACACGGCUAUUUAUUAGCCUGUGAUGCACAUGCAGGGCAUAGACAUAAAUAAUAGAAUUUAUGGGCUGAGACAUUUUGCACUUCUCGUUGCUCAGAAGGAGAGAGAACAUUUUCUGCUUCUUGUAAUUUGCACUUUGUGUGUUCGACUAUAUUACUGCCAAAAAAGAAAAUUAUAUUGCAACUAAUUGAUAAACCAGUGACCAUGCUCCACGUGCAGGACCAAGGCAGAAAAUUCAAUUUGCACCACGCUUGUCUGGGUGGAGGUGUUCUGGUUUGUUUAAAACUUUAUUUCUGCGCAAGGGAAAAAGCAAUUAAACCUCCUGAUGUAUGUUUACGUAGAUCAGUACAAUGAGACGUUUUCUGACUUCAGAGGUUCUAAAUAAAGCUCGGUUGCGUAAGUAGGUGUGCAUUUAUUUUAUUCUGUAUUUUAAUUGAAGUCAGCAUUAAAAGCUAUUGAGAUGUUGCCCUGA
Molecule: messenger RNA, 8307 nt
Organism: Prinia subflava (tawny-flanked prinia)
Lineage: Eukaryota; Metazoa; Chordata; Aves; Passeriformes; Cisticolidae
Gene: PATJ
Product: PATJ crumbs cell polarity complex component
Exons: 45
Coding region: 270-5786 (1838 amino acids)
Molecular function (GO): protein binding
Source: RefSeq, a predicted model, not a curated record